Messenger RNA from Octodon degus (degu), 1933 nucleotides. It is a transcript of the gene Spata16, whose product is annotated as spermatogenesis associated 16. Gene Ontology annotation, cellular component: Golgi apparatus. Gene Ontology annotation, biological process: spermatogenesis. NCBI's taxonomy places the organism in Eukaryota, Metazoa, Chordata, Mammalia, Rodentia, Octodontidae. The coding region runs from base 97 to 1806 and encodes 569 amino acids. The transcript has 11 exons. Gene Ontology annotation, molecular function: protein binding. The record is from RefSeq and is a predicted model, not a curated record.
UUGGGACGGUUGGAGCAGAACCUGCGUGGAUGACAGAGCUCCGAGGAGGCCAAAGCCGGCCUGAAUCCCAGUCGCUCAGGAGUUUUUUGACGGGUCAUGGAGUCAGGAAGCAAUAAAAAUUUGGAGAAUUCAGUGAAGAGAGUCUGUCAUGACAAGCUUAUUCCAAAAAUAAAAACAAGCAAGAAAAUGUCCACCUUAGCAAAUUCUCCUACCACCCUGGAAGUGCCACCAGAGAUGAAGAAAAAGUGUGGAGACAAACAAGUAGCACUCACACCUGAAAGAAUAAAAAUGGCAAAAAGCAUCAAAGAGAAACAAAACAAUGAUUUAGAGAAAGUGGCUUUUAAACGGAAAGCAGAAGGUGAAGAAAAACCAGUAAAGAAGGAGGCAAAGAUAAUGGAAGUUGAUAGUCAGUUAAGCACCAUGCCUCUUCCUCACGUCCUUUUAAAGAACAUAAUGGACGUGGAAAUGAAGUUGGUCUACAUUGAUGAAGAGGACGUGAAGUAUGAAUUUGUGGAGUCCUUCCUGUCUCCUGGGACUCAGCCAACCUGCCCAGCUGUGGAAAUAGUGGACCCUUUGAGUGGAUCUAAUUCCACUUCUCAGCCUCAGAUUGACAAGUGGCUUCAGGUAACCUUAAAGGAUGCCAGUUCUUGCUACAGGCAAAAGAAAUAUGCAGUGGCCGCUGGACAGUUUAGGACAGCACUUGAGCUUUGCAGCAAAGGGGCGGCUCUAGGAAAACCCUUUGAUGCACCUGCGGACCAUAUAGCAGCCGUAGCAAGUUUCAUUGAGACAAAGCUUGUCACCUGCUAUCUACGGAUGAGGAAACCUGACCUCGCCCUGAAUCAUGCACACCGGAGCAUUGCUUUAAACCCGGCCUAUUUCCGAAACCAUCUUCGUCAAGCAACAGUGUUUAGAUGUCUGGAGAGAUAUUCAGAAGCUGCCCGGAGCGCCAUGAUUGCUGACUACAUGUUCUGGCUCGGUGGAGGACGUGAGCAGUGUGUAACCAGGCUCAUCAAACUGUAUUGGCAGGCCAUGAUUGAAGAAGCCAUCACCAGAACUGAAUCUUUCUCGGUCAUGUACACACCUUUUGCAACAAAAAUAAGUGCUGAUAAAAUAGAAAAAGUAAAAGAAGUAUUCACAAAAACUCAUCCUGCCUAUGUGGAGUACAUCUACACAGAUCUUUGUGCCUUCCACGUGUUGCCUCAGACAGCUGACUGGUCAUCUCUUCAUCCGCAACAAUAUCUCUUGACUCUUGGCUUCAAAAACAAAGAAGAUGGAAAAUUUUUAGAAAAACUGUCAAGUAGGAAGCUACCAACAUUCACAGAUCAUAAAACUCCCUUCAGUCGGCUGACCAGAGAAGACAGCAUGAGACGAAUGGAAACUAUGGGAUGGCGAAUCUUGCCAAUAUUGGAUUUUAUCAGAGGCACCCAAUUGAACGGUGGGCUGUGUGCAUGCUCAGGUGUGAUGGAGAAGUUGCAGUACGCCAGCCUCCUGGGCCGCCUCCAGAGAGUGAAGGAGCAGUCCCAAGUGAUUAAUCAAGCCAUGGCAGAGCUAGCCACCAUCCCCUAUCUGCAGGACAUCAGUCAUCAGGAGGCGGAGCUGCUGCAGUUACUAAUGGCAGAUGCUAUGGACACCCUUGAAGGAAGAAGAAGCAAUAAAGAACGUGUGUGGAAUACCAUCCAAAAGGUUGGACGAAUUGAAAAUUUUCUAUAUCAACUCGAGGACAGUUUCUUAAAAACUAAAAAACUCAGAACUGCUCGGCGACAAAAGUCAAAACUGAAGCGCCUUCAAACUCUACAGCAAAGCUAGUCCCUGGGGUGACAGUACUUACCACGUAGAAGCCCCAGAUAAGGAGCCAAGGGUGGCUACCACCCCAACCGUGACAGCUGGAUAACAAACACUGCCACUUAAGGGACAAGGUGCUGCUCCCCUUGGU